Messenger RNA from Schistosoma bovis, 8922 nucleotides. The record is from the annotation of a GenBank genome assembly. Lineage: Eukaryota; Metazoa; Platyhelminthes; Trematoda; Strigeidida; Schistosomatidae.
AUUCUUGAAAAUUUACGUUGUGGCAAAAUGGAAAAAACUUCCGAUGCAGCCGAUGAUAUUAUGAAAUCUGAUAAACUUGACCUCAUGAAUUAUCCUCACAUUAUUGACGAAUUAGCCGAAUGGUCCAUUAAUUUGGAUUCCAAGCUGUCGGCAGAUAAUAGUUAUUCUGUUGCAGUAGAUUUGUUACGUUGCCGAAAUAUUUCAUUAUCAAGUGUACAUCCCUCCUCACUCAAUCUGUCUUCGGAUGACAAGUUACCAGCUAGUAAAGAGUCAGAUUCAUCCUCACUUUCCAAGAUAAAUUACCUUUUGUAUAACACCUGGAGAAAAUUGUCGGAUGUACUGACUUUUUGGUUCCCACCUUCCCAAGUUUUAGUCACUUACGCUCAUUUACGCGAAAAUAAUUGCCCUUGGCAAUUAGGUUAUCUUUCAUCUGAGUCCGUUCAAGGUCAGGCUUUGUGUCUUGUAGCCACUCAUUGGCUAGAGUUAAUGGAAUUGCCAAAUAGACUUCAAAGUUCUAAUUCCUCGUCAUUAAACGAUUUGAAACAAUCAAAUGAUAUCACCCCAUUUGAACUUAUUCAAUCACCUAACAUAAGCUCUACAUAUGUUGAGUCAGAUGUCAAUCAGAUUGUUACAAAUCACUCUACCAGGAUAACAAGAAAGUGGUAUCUAAGUUACGUGGACCCAUGUCCACAGUGGCGCAUAGUUACUUUUUUAUCGUAUAAACCUAGUGAAACAUUUGAGUACGAUUUAUCAGCCAAUGGCUCAAAUUCAACUUUGGAUAAUCUGUAUUAUAUAACCGCUAUAGGUUAUAGUAAUGGUUCCAUUGAUAUAAUUGACCUAUCAAUUGAUGAAAGUGAGAGGCCUAACUUGGACCAAAAUAUUCGACGUAGUCGGAUUUUCAUUCCAUCUCCUUUUACACAGUCGAUCGAUUCGCUUGGUUACAAGAAACCACUCUUUCCCAUUGUUUUAUUGUCUUUCAUUGAUAUAUCUCACCUUUUAGUGGGUCAUUUCAGAGGUCAUGUAGAUUUGUGGCAUUUAGAUUGGAAAGCGAAGAGUUUCCCAGCUCGUAUGAUGAUGAGAAUUUAUUCUAUCAGUACUUACAAAGCUUCUAAACCAUCUCCUUUAUUGUCAGCUGUAUAUGACUCAUCGUCCAGUUUGCUUGUUUUAUCUAGUUUACCGAACGUCAAUGUAUCUGUGUCCAAAUCAAUGCAUAGAAAACUUGGACUAUCAUGUUAUUAUGUGUCCAAGAAGGCACCUUAUUUAACUCCAGCCUCCUCCAGUUCAACAUCUGAUGUAAUACCUGGUGGAUUGAUGAGUUUAUAUAGUGCAUGGAAGGACACAUCAGUUCAUUUACUAUGCAACUUAUUUCGUCGCAACAGUUACCUGACUUGCGAUAACACAGAUGCAAUCACUUCUAUGACUUUGGCGAAUUUCAGUACUACUUCACUUCCAAUUUUUUCAUCUUCAGAUAUAUCCGACCAAUUAUUGCUUGGUAGCCUUCAUUCGUCAGGUUCAUAUUCUGUAUGGUUGAUUCCAUCUUUUGAAUUGCUUCUUCUGAUUGCCAAUCCUCAAAGUAGCCCCAACCUCUCAUUAUCACCAAUGAAUCAGGCUUCUAGUAUGUAUAGUAGACCUUUCCGAAUAGCUUGGUGGGGUAGACCUUCAGAAUCAGAUGAAUUAUUAAAUCAAACUAUUCAAUUAUGUGUUCUUCAUGAAAAUGGUUCAAUUGAUUUGUUAGAUAUAAAAAAAUGUGGCAAAGAAUUUUAUCCUAAAAUAGCAAGAAAACUUGAAAGUUUAAAAUUAUCCAAAUUUCCUGUAUUUGCUACACAUUCUACUGUUCAAUCUAAUCUUCAAUCUUGUUUCUCUGAAAUUGUCCUAUUAUCUUCUUGUUUAAAAGAAGAUUCUGAAUCUAACAUUGACAAUAUUGUACAUCAUUCAUCUAAAACUAUGAUUUUUCAUCAUUGUAUACGAUGUACCCGAUUAAAAUCAACCACAUAUCAUGGAUUAUUUGAUCAUUAUAUACGUAUAGGUAAAUUUCAUAAAGCUUUAGAAUUAAAUAAAUCCAAUAAAAGGAUAAAUGAUGAAAUUGUCUAUAAACAAAUGUGGAUUAGAUUAAGUAAUGAAUUUUGGAAAAUCAAUAAUUUUCAACAAUUUCUUCAUUCAACAUUAGAUCCAAUUCAAAAAAUUCAUCCAUUAUGGAUUAUAAAACAAUGUUUAAAUUAUCUGCCAAAAUUUGUACCGUUCAAUUUAAAUUAUACUUUAUUACUUUCAAAUAUUCAAUUAGUUUUAAAUUAUGGUUUAAAUUUAUUAAUAAAUAAUAAACAUUUAAUAAAUAAUAAUCUUUGGUAUUCAACUAUACAUGAUCGUUUCUUAACUUAUCUAACUCAUAUUCAUUGUAUUGAAUUAAUCAUACGAAAUGAAUUACAAUCUGAUCCAUCAAAGAAUAAUGAAUCAACAAUUCAUUUACAUCUUAUUCAUCAUGAAACAUAUCAACCUUGUAUUCAAGUGAUUCUAGAAUUUAUUAAUCAUUUACGUAUUCAUUCAUUAUUAUUUAUUGCUUUAAAUUAUGUUAAUUAUCAACAAUUUAUUGCAUUAAAUACAAUAAUUGAUUAUUUCCCAAAAUCUAUCGGUUUAUAUCGAUUAUUGAUUGGAUCUUAUUUAUCCGAAACAAUUAAUCCCAAUUUAUAUUUUAAUAAACUAUUUAAUUUACAAUCCAUAUCACAAAACAAUCAAACCGAAUCUAUUAUUGAUAUACAAAAUGAUCAUCAUAAUGAGAUGUUGAUGAUAAUGAUGAAGAGUGUACAAUGUAAUUUUUCCAUUUCAUUAUAUCUAGAUGUAGAAAUUGUAAAUAAUCCAUUGAAAUUGGUGAAAAUUUUCUCUUCUUGGUUCAUUGAACGAGCUAUACAAAUUGAUACACGUUCUGGUUUAACUAAUUAUGCAUUAAAUUUAAUCUCUAUGGGUUUAUCUAUGUGUGAAGAAAUUUUAAAAGGGAAUCCUAUUGAUCAUGAAGUAGAAAUAUGUUUAAAAUCAUUGAAAAAAGUUCAUCGAGAUUUUAUUGAAUUAGCACAAAUUAUCUACAAUGAAAAUAUAUCUCCAACUACAACACUACAAAUUUCUAAUGAUUUUACAAGUAUAAUACCUCAAGAAUGUAAUAAUAAUAAUAAUAAUAAUAAUAAUAAUAAUAAUAAUAAUAAUAAUAAUAAUAAUAAUAAUAAUAAUAAUAAUAAUAAUAAUAAUAGUAAUGGCAGUACAAACGAAUGUAUCAGAGCAUUUCAGUUGAAAAUGAAAAAUUUCCAACAUUUCGAUUCUAAAUUCAUUUUAACUCUUCUACUUCGAAUUAGUUUGAAUCUUAUCAACUCGGAUAAUCUACAUAAUACAUCAUCAUCAUCAUCUGUUAAUUCAGAUAAAUUAGUCUCAUUUGUUGUUUAUCAGUUAUUACCACAUUUAGCUGAGAAAUGUUCUCCAUCUGAUUAUCAACAAUUAAUUAAUCAUUGUCUUUUGUAUGCAGCAAAUUACAUAGGUUUAACUGGUCACCUCAAACUUUUGGAGUCAGUUAAAUUGGGAUCUUUAACUGAUUUUAGUGAUUAUUUGUCAAUAAAUCUAACUGAUUCAGUCGUUUUGAAUAAUGAUUCUCGUGUUAAUGAUUAUCUAACUAUUUUAAACCCAUAUCGACUAUUAAAUGGAUUAGUUUAUGUUUUGAAAGAAUAUGAACUGGAUCAUAAAGUUGAUCAACUAUUCAAUCAAGAACCGAUUGUAUCAUUAUCAACAUACUUAAAUAAUGCUAAUCAACUUAUUCAAUCAAUGCUUAUUUAUUGUCAAGAUUAUAAAAUGAUUAUUUUACAAUUUACUAAUGAAAUAGAUUAUAAAAACUUAUUAGAAAGUAUUCAAUUGAUAAAUCAAUUUAUUCUAGCUUUUAUUGAAUUUCAAUCAUUGAUACAAUCCAUUGAAAAAUGUAUUGGUUCAUCAAUUCAAUUAUCUUUCAAUUCUAUUGGAUCAUUUUAUCGAUGUAGUCAAGAUGCAAAAUAUUUUUAUUAUUUAUUAAAUAAUUGGAUGCAAAUAUUCAAUCGAUUAGCUAUGACAUAUGAAUAUAAAGAUAAUAUCUCUGAUGAAUUAAUUCAUGAUAGUAAUCAUAAAUGUAUACAACGAUCACAGAUUUCUGAAUCAACUAUAAAGAAACUCAAUGAUACUUUCUGUCAAUUCUACAAAAUUCUGUCAAAAGCAUUUCAUCAUUGUCCAUCUGAAUCAUGGUUAGAAAUUGGUUUACAGUAUACAUUAUUCGCUUCAGGUAAUGAAUAUCUUCUUGAAUUAUCAAGAAAUUUCUGUUUAAAUUUCAAUGAAUCACGUAUAAAUUUACAAAAAACUAUUGAAUUAUCUGAAAAUGCAUUAAAUACAUGGAGAAUUUGUUUAUUAAAUGCUAUUCGUACCUAUGUGAAUACAUCUGUACCAAUAAGAUCCGAUUUAAAAAUGGUAUUUACUGAUUCUCAAACAUCAUCAUCAUCAUCAUCAUCAUCAUCAAAUGUCUACUCUAAUAGAAUUAUGGAUCCUAAUGAACGUUUAGCACGUCAUUGUUUAUCCAUUAUUGAUUCAUUACAUAAUCAAAUGAAUUGGAAUCAAUCAUUGUUAUUAGAAUUUCAUAUAGAAAAAUGUUUAUUAGAUGCAUCAACAUUUCUUGGAACAAUUCAUAAAAUAUUAUCACCAUCAAUGAUAUCAUCAUCUUAUUUACCGUAUAAAUUAAGAUAUUUAUGGUGUACUACUACUACUACUACUACUACUACUACUACUACUACUACUACUACUAAUAAUAAUAAUAAUAAUAAUAAUAAUAAUAAUAAUAAUCAGUCGGAUGAAUUAUGUAAUAAACGUAUUGAUUUAUUGAUUGAUGCAUUCAAUAAAUUAAUUAAAUUAUUUUCCAUAGAUACUAAAACUAAUUAUGAUAAUAAUUAUUUAAAAAAAUUAUUUAAUUCAAUAUUAUUACAUAAUAUAGCUAAUAGUUUCUUAAUAAACAUUGAACAAGUAAAAAGAUGUUUUAUUCAUUCCAUGUAUCAUUAUAUCAAAUUAAAUACAAAUGAUAAUUAUCCUAAUGUAUAUUUAUUACAUUUAACUUAUAAUUAUUUAAAUGAUUUAAUUGAAUUACGUAAUGAAUUAUGUUGGCAUGAAUGUGCUAAUUGGGCUGGUUAUGAAUCUGAAUUAUAUGAUCCAUCAGAUAUUUUUAAUCAUCAUCAUUAUACUACUCAUAUUAAUAAUAGUAGUAAUAAUAAUACUAUUGAGAAAUUUGAUAAUAAAUUAUAUUCAUGGACAUAUUUACAUGCAUUAUAUAAUAUUGAACGUUCAAAAUAUAAUUUCACUAAUAUGAAUAUAGAUAUAAUGGAAUUAUGGAAUGUUGAACGUUAUCGUUUACGUUUAGCUAGAUAUGCAUUAGCUUAUUGUAAAUCAUUAGAAUAUUUAUAUGAUUUAUGUAAUUUUAUUGGAUUAUGUACACUACGUCUUGAAUGGGUUACAUUAUCGAUUAUUAUGUUAAAUAAUAAUAAAAAAGAAGGUAGUAAUAUUAAAAAGUUAUCACGUAAUAUGUAUAAACAACUGGUUAAAUUAAUAUCGUCGGAAUAUCAUCAAUUAGAAACUGAGAAUCAUAAUAAUAAUAAUAAUCAUGAUAAAGGUAUUACAUUAUGUUUACCACCAUAUUAUUCAGAAUUAACAAAUGAUCUAUUCACUGAAUUAAGAUCAAAUAUAUUCGAUCAAUUGGAACCAAUUAAUUAUCCUAAUUAUGGUUUAAAUGAACAACGUCUAUGGUUUGCUUUUCUUAUUCAUUGGGCUAAAUUGAAUCAAAUCAAUAUAUUUAAUGAUCAUGAUGAUGAUAGUGAUGAUGAUUGUAAUCCUAAUAUUAUUUGGUGUAAAACAUUUUUAGAAGUAAUGAAUCGUGAUACACGUUUAGCAAUUAGUUAUUCAGCUAUUGGUUCAAAAUAUUGUCGAUUUUAUUCAUCUAAUUCAAUAUCCUAUUUGAAUUAUAUAAAUCAAGUUAGUUCUAUUCUAUUACCAUUUAUGGAAUCAUCUAGUAUUUCUGUGAAUUUCGAUAGUACAUGUCGUAUUGUAUUAGUUCUAUUAUGUUAUAUUUUAAUAUCAGUUUAUGAAUAUAAAACUAUGGAAUAUUGUCUUCCAUGUGGAUGUUUUCCAUCAGGUAAAUAUUUAUGUUCAAAAUAUUGUUCUUUUAUAACAUCUGAAGAAUUUAGUCAAGAAUUUAAUCAACUUCAUAAACAACUUAUUCAUACAUUGUUAAUUGUUUUAAGAGAAAGUCUUAUUCAUCGUCUUAUUAAUAAAUUUCCAAGUAUUGAUUUUGUCCGAUUUCAUCAUGAUCAAAAUUAUCAAGAAGAUACUAUAUAUGGAUUAUGUUCAACAAAUUUUUCACUUGGUCUACAAUUAUGUUCAUGUUAUAAUCUUUCACAAAUUGAAGGUAUAUUUUGUCGUCUUGAAUAUUUAUUCCGUGAUGAAGAUUAUACUAAUGAUAAAAUUAAAAAAAUGAUAAAUUAUAUUAUUCAAUGGAUCUUAACAUAUCCAAAUGGAAUGGAAAUUUUAAUUCAUCGUAUUCAACAAACUAUUUAUCCAUUUCUAAUACAAUUUUCACAAAUAAAAUUAUUUUUUGAUGUAUUACCUAAUGAGUGUGAUUUACAGGUAUUUGAUGGUCUUCAAAUACAGCUACAUCGAAAGAUAUUGAAUAGUUUAUCAAAAUUAAACAUUGAUGAUACAUUUUUCAAUUGUUUAAGUUAUCCUGAAUUCAUUAAUUCUCUUCAUCAAUCUACUGAAUUGUAUAAUCAUCCACUAUUUAACUUUAUCCAAACUAAAUCUGUUGCAGAUGUUGUAGCGAAAAUUGUUGAACAAAUACAAGCUGAUGUUGACAGUAAUGAGAUUACAUCUUUACAAGUUGGUGAUAUUUAUGCAAUAUUUGGUUUAAGAGUGUUUUAUAACUCGACAUUAUUUGAAUCUUUCAAAAAUAUGUCUGACUUAUUAAAAUUAUUUGAAUUGAUCGCUCCAGGUAACACUUCAAAUGAUGUUUCACGCUUUGUAAACUGGUUGGAUGAAUUGUUAUAUGAUAGUACAUUUUCAGAAAAUUUAUCUAUUAGUCAACGUCGUUUGGUUUUGAAAUCGGCACAUUCUUUUGUUUCAAGAUUAAAUCAACCUACUACUGAAAUGGUGAUCAAUGAUUAUGUAUUAAAUUUCAAUCAAAUUUUAUAUUUAUUAAAUAAUAUUUUAUUCCCUCAAGAGAAUACCAUUCGCAAUGAUCAAGAUGAUUUCAAUGAAAUAGAUCUAAAUAAGAAUUUUAUUAAUAAAUUCUUAUUACCUAAAGCAUUCUAUUCUAAAUUAAUUAGUAUAAAACCAACUAAUCAAUUAGCUAAAGUUAAUUUCUUUAAAGAGUUUAUCUUUACCAUCAUUAAUAAUCCUUUGAAUGGUAUACAUCAACAUAGUAACAAUGAUAUGUCAUCACAUUUGGUUUGUUUAAAAAUUACUACAAAAUUACAAAUUCUUGGCUGUUUACUACCACAUUGUUUGAAAACGUUAAAUAUUGAAAAUGAAAUUUGGUUAAAUAUUCUACAAGAAAACUUAUCUAUUUGUUUCUCAUUAUUAUCAUCAAUAUUUACAUUAAAUUUUGAAUAUUUUUCACAAAUUAACAUAAAUCAACAACAACAACAACAGGAACAAAUAUCAACACAAAUGUUUACUAAUUCACAAGUUCAAUUAAUUUAUCCACAUCUUAAUGAUUUUCUUAAUUUAUUUAUCAAAAAUGAUGAUGAUGAUGAUGAUCCGGAUCAUGAUCAUGAUCCAUUGAAUGAUCCAUAUCGAAUUGAUUCUAUAGAACUUUUAACUUGUCUUUUAUCAAAUACAACUAUACGUCGUUUAUUUGGUAAAAAUUUAUUAAAAUCUUAUUCUAAUCCUAUAAAUGAUUGGGAUGAAUUACAUUUUACUAAUACACUUACAAUAUUUAUGAAAACAUUAAAUUAUUUACAAAAUUCUUCUAAUAAUUCACAAUUAUCAGAAUUCAAUAGUCAACUUUCAUUAUUAUCCAUUGAUAAUGAUAUAAAUCAAUUUCAAAAUAGUAUAAUACAAUUAUUUGAACAAAAUUUAAUGAUGAUUAAUAGUGAUGUUGAUGAUCAUCAUCAUCAAUUGAGGAACAAUUUCAUGGAGGAUUCAUUUAUUAUGAUUAAGGAAAAUGUAGAACUAUUGAGAUCAAUUAUUGAGUUAAUUGAUCUGAUCAUAAUCGACGACAUACUACCAGAUAAAUGUGAUUUUCUCCAAAAUUUAUGGAUACUAUGGUAUCAAUAUUGUGAAAAGUCUGGUAUAAUUUUUAUGAACAAUGAAUUAUUCAACUCUGAAUUAUUCAUAUAUCAAUGGACAAAAUUUUGUAUUCCACCAAUUGAAUUUACUAAAGCCGGACUGAAACGAUUAUCAGAUUAUUACACUUACAAUAAAUCAUUUCCAUCUUAUCCAAUUACAUAUCAAGCUGCCCUACUUAGCAAUGGUUUAUUACAAUCUAAUAUUGAUUUGAUCAAUUCUACAUUAUCUAUUUUAUCUAAUAUAACAAAUCAUGAUUCGAUUAUUCAUUAUUUAGAUUCAUAUGUUUGUUGUUAUUUCAUAUGUAAUCACUAUAAAUAUUACUUAAAUUUAAUGAAUAAUAGUAGUAUAUGUAAUGAUCCAAUCAUUUCUAGGAAAUUCUUUUCGAAACUAUUCACUUCAUUGAUGAACUUACUUCAAUCAAAUCAUUCUAAUCAAAUGAUUUAUUAUAAAAUGGGAUAUAAUUUGUGUUUAUUAUUACGUAAUGAGAAUAUGUGGUUAGAAGCAAUGAAAAUUUAUCGGAUUAUUGAGCGAAUCGACACUAAUAAAUUACCAAUAGAAUAUCUUAUGAAAUUAAUUCAUGAAUUAAAAUGGAUUGAAGAAUAA